AGCAGACAGGCUACAAAUCAGCUAACGCUAAGUAGCCAAGCGAUUCGUGAGUAAAAUACCUAAUAUGGCUGCGUUAGACGGCACAGCGACGCCUUUUACCGGCGAGUGCAGCAGUUUCUUAUGAGGUAACGGACUCGCUCAUGUGCUGAGGCUAUAAAUAAACGAGCUAACAAGAUACCGUUAACGCUAGCUACGGUAGCAUUAGCUAACCUUAGAUAACGGGAUUUUGUAUUUGGGGAAAUCUGUGUUACUCAGCUUCACGUUUUAUCGAUAUCACAUGGCAACAGCCACUUGAAUCACGGUUAGGGGGAGAAUUUUAAAAGCUGCUAGCAUUAGAAUAAGUAUGAGUUAGCUCGCCAUGUAGCUAAUUAAGGUCAAGAAUCGAUCAGCUGGCUAAACAAGGCUGGAUAGCGGAGUGACGCUCCUGGCUGGAUGACCACUUGAUCGCAGUCGCCUGGACUCGGACUGCGAUGUUUAGCCUGAUGGCGAAUUGCUGCAACUGGCUAAAGCGCUGGCAAGAGCCUGCGAGGAAAGUGACUCUGGUGAUGGUUGGGCUGGAUAAUGCAGGAAAGACAGCCACCGUGCGAGGAAUCCAGGGAGAGAAUCCCCAGGACGUGGCUCCCACGGUGGGCUUCUCCAAGGUCGACCUCAAGCAGGGCAAGUUCGAGGUCACCAUCUUCGACCUCGGCGGCGGGAAGAGAAUCCGGGGCAUCUGGAAAAACUACUACUCCGAGUCGCACGGAGUCGUGUUCGUGGUGGACUCCAGCGACGUCCAGCGGAUCCAGGAGACGCGGGAGACCAUGGCGGAGGUCCUCCAGCACCCGCGGAUCGCCGGCAAACCCGUGCUAGUGCUUGCCAACAAACAAGACCAGGAGGGAGCUCUGGCCGAAGCAGACAUCAUUGAGAAUCUGUCGUUAGAGAAGCUUGUUAAUGAGAACAAGUGUCUCUGUCAGAUCGAGCCGUGCUCGGCCGUUCUAGGCUACGGCAAGAAGGUCGACAAGUCCAUCAAGAAGGGCCUGAACUGGCUCCUCAGCAACAUUGCCAAAGACUACGAGGCCAUUACUGAGCGCGUGCAGAAGGACACGGCCGAGCAGCGCGCUUACGAGGAGCAGGACAAGAAGGAGAGAGCGGAGAGAGUGCGGCGGAACCGGGAGGAGAGAGAACGGCAGGAGCGGGAGGCGGCGGAGCGAGAGGGCAGGCCGAUCCAAGAAGACGAGCCCGACGAGGAGAACAUCCAGAGCCCCUUCCAGCCAAUCGGAAACGUGAUUUCCGAGAACGAGGAUAAAGAAAAGGAGAGGAAGAGGCAGAGGGAGCUGCAGGAGGGCGACGCAAACAGCCCGAAGGCAGGCGCCGACCGGGAGGAGGACGAGUACGAGGAGGACGAAGAGCCGGACGAUACGAGGCAAACGUCAGAAAACACCAGCUCAGCCUCGGCGGGCGAGCAGAGCAAGAAGAAGACGAGCAAGCUGCACCUGAAGAGGAAGCACAGAGUCGACCCGCUGAGGACGGAGGACGGCGCCGCGGAGAUGCCCACGCCUCCACCUCCUCCAGUGGGAUGGGCCACACCCAAAGUCUCUAGACUGCCAAAACUAGAGCCACUCGGGGACACGAGACAUUCCGGUAAAGCCGCCUGCGAACCCCCCCCCCCUCUCCAUAAAUUAAUUUCAUGCAUUAACGAACCCGUCACUGUCUCACUAACCCGGUCUUGGAUGUGGAUUAACUCAUUCAUCUGUCACAGGGGGGGCCAGAUCAGUGUUUCCUCCAGAUAAAAACUCUUUUUAAAGAUUUGUUUUGUGGUAAAUUUCCGCGUGGUGUUGCAGAGGAAACACUGAACUCUGUCUGCCUCGAGACGUGUGCCGACUGUUAAUUAGCAUCACUUUGCUCUUCUUUUUUUUUCUCCCCCCGCCUCUCUUCUCCUGCAUCUCUCCAUGUUUGGAAUGUGUGUGGAUCCUUCAUGGCUGCCGACGUCUUAAUCAGGCUUGUUUUCAUUUCUCCCCUCCAGUCUUCACAUCGCAAACAACCUCCCGCGCAGCAUCUUCUUCCAUCUUAAUGGCUUUUGUGUUUUGUUUUGUUUUUCUUCUUAAUUCCAGGACUCAGUGGAUGUAGUGCACUAACAAAGCCAAAACCUUUUUUGUUCUCCUCCCCUUCCACAGAAUUUUACAAGAAGCCUCUCCCGCCCGUGGCGAAUAGGCCGCGGCCUAACGGCGACGCUCAUGACGUCAUUUUUUAACCUCCUUUACAGCUCCAAGGUUGACUCUCGACCAAUCACGGCUCUCUCCUUUUUUUCUUCUUCUCCUUCUUCAAAGCGAGCGGUGUGUAGACAACCAAACGGCGACCACUGAAGUGCGAUGGACUCACAAAACAAACGACGUCCCUGCUCGGAACUCGAUUUCAGGUUCUGCACGUCCGAUGCUGAGCUUUUAUUUUUUAUCGUCGACAUCAGUGUUAUAGAAAAGACUCUUUGCUGAGAUGCUUUUAAUUGACAAAGAAUGUAAAUAUAACCAUGUUUGUGUGUCUCGUUACUGAACUAUGUAUUUGUACACACGCCGCCAUUAAAACCACCAUAUUUAUAUCGUUUAUUUUUGCACCUUGGGAUCUGUAGCGUGGAUAGAAAACUAGACGUCUUAAGUGGCUUCUCACAGCGGAGUGCUUUAAAUCUGAGGUGGAUCAUACGCUGCACCGUACUGUACAUGUGUCACACUACAUCACGACGGCCGCUUUCUGGAAAACGAAUGUGACGGCCAAGAAAAGAAAAACACUAAUUUUCUUAUUAUUUUUUUGGUCUCCUGCCAGCAGCAUCACAAAAAAAAUAUUAUUUACUGUUAAAAGUGUAAAAAAACAACAACAUAUAUUUGUCUUUCUUCGUCUACAGGGCUACAGAUUUUUUACGCAUUCUGCUGUUUACACUGUGUACCUGGUUUUUAAAGUGAUAUUUCUCUCGAGGCAGGAAUCAGCCUCCGACUUGCUGCCUUUCAGGUGCCCCUGAGGUGUGAGCCAGCACUGUUGUUGUUCCAGCUUUUCCGUCUCUGCCUGCUGCACCCAUUUCCGCUUUGAAAUCGCUGAAAAUAGCUAAAAAUUGCAUCGGAGUUGAGGGGGGGGAGGGAAAGAGGAAAAAAAAGAGGCAUAAACACAAAUCUGGAACUCCAUUGCCCCAGUUAAGUUUCUUUGAAUGUUGGAAGAGUUUGCAGUGGGACGAUAAUAAGGGGGCGGGAGGAAAUAUCCCGACACCUGGAACAGCCAGUAUUGGGUCAGAGCACUUGAGAAUAGCAAAAAAAAGUACGAAAUAUCACUUUAAAACCCACAAUUAUUGUAUUUCAGAUCUAUAGUACGACGCUCGCGCUCUUGUUUUUGAGCUAGAUGUUUGGAAGAAAAAAAAAAGAUAUUUUUUCUACUCUGUUUGAAUUUUAUAACAGCACAAUUAAAGAUGUUUUAAAUAUA
This is a messenger RNA of Stegastes partitus (bicolor damselfish), 3438 nucleotides long. It is a transcript of the gene arl13b, whose product is annotated as ADP-ribosylation factor-like 13b. NCBI's taxonomy places the organism in Eukaryota, Metazoa, Chordata, Actinopteri, Pomacentridae. The record is from RefSeq and is a predicted model, not a curated record. Gene Ontology annotation, cellular component: motile cilium; ciliary membrane; non-motile cilium. Gene Ontology annotation, molecular function: GTP binding; GTPase activity. The coding region runs from base 471 to 1769 and encodes 432 amino acids. Gene Ontology annotation, biological process: non-motile cilium assembly; receptor localization to non-motile cilium. The transcript has 9 exons.